This is a messenger RNA of Actinia tenebrosa (Australian red waratah sea anemone), 1851 nucleotides long. Its product is annotated as bcl-2-like protein 1. Gene Ontology annotation, molecular function: BH domain binding. The record is from RefSeq and is a predicted model, not a curated record. Gene Ontology annotation, biological process: intrinsic apoptotic signaling pathway in response to DNA damage; extrinsic apoptotic signaling pathway in absence of ligand; regulation of apoptotic process. NCBI's taxonomy places the organism in Eukaryota, Metazoa, Cnidaria, Anthozoa, Actiniaria, Actiniidae. Gene Ontology annotation, cellular component: mitochondrial outer membrane.
AAAAAAAAAAACGAGCAAGCUUACUGUCCGCAGUUUUUAGGGAUAAUACUGACUUACGAAGUUCUGAACUCAGUAGUUUUAUCAUAAGUUCGGUAUCACACGUCGCACACUCACCGCAGUUGGUCGUUGGACAUAUAAACACGUAUUGUUUAAGCAUGAAGACGUCCACCACAACCUCGACAUCAUUAUUCCUGGCGAAGUCAAUGUCGGAUCGAGAACCUCAGAGCGAAGAUGCAAGACGAAUAAGCCAGCAGGCACAUCUUCUUGCACGAGAUAUCGUGUGUUAUAGAACAGGACGAGGUAGGAUAUCCACCAGCAUUACAGCACGGAACAUGAGACGGUUGAGUGACGAGUUAGAAGAUUGCCAUCAGGCUCUUCUGAGUAAUAUGUGCAACGCACUGAACAUGACGGCGGAUUCGGCUCACGAAAAGUUCGUACAGGUUGCAGACGAGGUGUUCAGGGAUGGAGUCAACUGGGGAAGGAUUGUCGCUCUCUUUACAUUUGGAGGAAAACUUGCGCAGUUCUGCUUGAGAAAUGGCAUGCAGGAUAGUGUGGAGGAUAUUGAACAGUGGGUAGGAGAUUAUGUCGCGGGAUUAUCAAGCUGGAUACAGAAACAAGGUGGAUGGGACUCGUUCGAUAAGUGCUUCCAAGACCCUUCAACACGUAACAAAUCGAACUGGUGGACUGGGAUCGUAUUGGCCACAGUUGGCAUUGGUAGCCUGGCGACAUUAGUUUACAAACAGUGCUAAAAAUAGACAAUAAAUAUAUAAAUAUCACGCAGUAAACAACAACUCCAGUACACCACGAUGGCCGCCAUGUUGGAGGACAUGGACAUUAAAAUAUUUGAACGCUAGAUCGAGCAAUAUGUACUAAUAUGUGUACUUGAAUACACUACAAGCUUUUAUAUACUUUUAAGUUAUGUCAUCCAACAUGGCGGACAAUCACACGGCCCGUUACUACUACUAAAAACAUCUAAUAGAAGAGACAGAAAGAGAUUAUUUUGCCGGUUCUGCCAGGCUGUAAACAAUGGUAGAAAAUCGUUUUAAAACUAGUUCUCUAGAGACUGAUUAUUGGGUGAAAAUUUAACAAGUACCUUUCAAACUAGUUAAAGGCUUUCUUUUAAAAAACGUUAAAAGAUGCACAAAAGUAUCAUUUGUAAAAUAUACUACUUUUUAAUUGGAAAAAAAAAAGAUUUAUAACUGAAUUUAUCAAUAGGUAGGAAAGUUAAAAGAUGUCCGCAUUCAAAGGGGGAUAAAAGUUGCUUUUAUACAGGUCACGCGAUAGUCUUUAUAUUUUACUAUAUACUAUAUAUGUCAAUGUCAGUCUUCCAAAAAUGCUCCUCGGAAGUAUUUCUUAUUUUUGAGCUGUUUCCUUGAAGUUUUUGAUGGAUUGAAAAUAUGAAGCUACUUCUUAGGGAAUAGAUAAAAAAGAGCCAAAAAUGUCUGUACUCGAAGGUCUGCGGUAACAAGGUAGAAUUGAUACACAGGAGACUUGUGCGAUCUGGGUUAUAACUGAAUGACUUGCUACCCACAACGAACCAAGGUGCGCACUUAACAAUGAGUCGCCCGCGGGGAUAUAGAACACAAACCAGUCACGCAAUUUGACUGCUACCAGUCACGCAAUUUAACUGCUCAAUCUGUAGUCUUGUCAAGGGACUGUAAAACCCAGAGUCACAGAUCGUGCAUGUCAUGGUAGACUUAGGGAUCGUUAAAAUAGUGUCGUUUUUUAUGCAAAAUCAGUCAUUUAUACAGAUAAAGUUUUUUUACAACAAAAUAUCCCAGUCAUCUGAAUGACUCGAUAAUAUAGUCUAAUACCUAGAAUAUCGUAAUAAAUAUCUAUUUAUGACUAUUA